Megalops cyprinoides (Indo-Pacific tarpon) is the source of this 1457-nucleotide messenger RNA. Its product is annotated as regulatory factor X-associated protein. The transcript is spliced from 3 exons. NCBI's taxonomy places the organism in Eukaryota, Metazoa, Chordata, Actinopteri, Elopiformes, Megalopidae. The record is from RefSeq and is a predicted model, not a curated record. Gene Ontology annotation, cellular component: nucleus. Gene Ontology annotation, biological process: regulation of transcription by RNA polymerase II. The coding region runs from base 382 to 1023 and encodes 213 amino acids.
UUUUAUCAGGAAGGGGACGUGACAAGUGGGUAGCUGUCUUGCUUAAGCUCGGUAGCUCCAGUUUCCUUGGGAUUUACAAUUUUUAUUGAAUCAUGAAUGUACGGCCAAGUGUUGUGCGACUAGCCUGCUAAAUAAAUGCAACCUCGCCGAAUCUGUCGGUAGUUACACUACCAGCUAACCAACGUUAGCUAACGUUAGCUAGCUAGCGCAGCUAAUCGGUAUCAUAGAAAGGAAACCAGAUGGCUAACGUUAGCUAGCCAGCUUGCUAAUGCAUUCACAAGCUAGCCGGGAAAUUGGUUACUGACAUUUGGGAUCUCUUUCUUGCAAUCUUGGUUUAUAAUCUUGGUUUUGGAAUACAAAGGCACUUUUGGAAUCAGAACAAUGAGCGAAGAAGACACUUGCACAACGCCAGUGAGCAAAGACUCAAACAUGUCGCUUUUGCUCACUAAAGACGGACAGACGUACUUCGUUGACAAAAGUGGCGUUGUAGAGAGCAGGAAUGUGGUCACACCGCAGGAGCCCGACAGCAACAUUUUCUCGUACGAUAUGGAGGACCCAGGUGAGGAGAGCGACGUACUGGAAACCGUGGACCCCAGGGACAGCACCGCUAGCCCAGAGGAACUAAACGACGAGGAGGCUUUCGGUGACAACGAAAAUGUGACGAAGACAUGCACGUACGAAGGGUGUACAGAGACCACGACGCAGGUGGCCAAGCAGAGGAAACCGUGGAUGUGCAAGAAACACCGCAAUAAAAUGUACAAAGACAAAUACAAGAAAAAGAAAAGCGAUCAGGCUAUGUCAACCGGAAAAUUAGACGAAAGCACGGAGGAGAGACCAGUAUCUGUCACCAAGCAACGCCUGGGUACUAUGGGUGACCGUCCUGCCAGGCCAUCUCUCAUCGAACAAGUAUUAAACCAGAAGAGACUGUCUCUGUUGAGAAGCCCAGAAGUCAUCAGUUUCCUACAGCAGCAGCAGCGACUACUGACCGCCCAGACCCGGGGACAGACGCAACAGGACUAUUAAGGCCAUUUGUGGAGGAGGAAACACAGUUUGUUUCUGUUGGCAGCCAGAUAUACGCUAGAAAAAUCUGAACGAUCCAGCUUGGACAGCUCUUCACAGGCCUCCCUAAUGGGGUGCAGAUAGCAGAUAUAUUUCUGCUUAACGCAAGGCCUUCACAGACAUUACGUCUAUUGCCACGCUGAGAGGACUGUCUCCUCCAUUAUUGUGAAAACAGUUUGUGUGCUCAUUGAUAAGGCUUUUUUUAAGUUUUGCUGCAUGUAGAACAAUUGUUAGAACUUUGCAACAGUUAUCCCAAAAAGGUGUCAUAGAAGGUUUAAUAGAACAGUGUGAUUUUAAUUUACAUUGGACUUUCGGCUAGUUUGGUUUAGGUGUAUUGCCACUAAACAACUUUUAAUUUGCACUAUGCACACAGAACCUCCCUAUUUCUGUGUUCUAAU